Messenger RNA from Anolis sagrei ordinatus, 1197 nucleotides. The record is from RefSeq and is a predicted model, not a curated record. NCBI's taxonomy places the organism in Eukaryota, Metazoa, Chordata, Lepidosauria, Squamata, Anolidae.
AUGGCGCUGAAUAUAAGUGGCUUGAUCGCUUUGGUUUUAUUUUAUGCCAUGACUUUAGCAAUUGGAAUAUGGGCUUCCCGGAGAAGCAAGAAACAAAAGACCAAGAAGCCCAGUGAAGUAGCCAUAGUGGGAGGAAGAAACAUGAACUUUUGGCUUGGACUUUUCACAGCAACUGCAACAUGGGUUGGAGGUGCAUAUAUCAACGGCACUGCUGAAAUAGUCUAUCUUCCUUCGAGAGGACUACUGUGGGUUCAAGCCCCACUUGGAUUUGCUGUAUCCCUUCUUGUCGGAGGGUUCUUCUUUGUCAAUCCAAUGAGAGAGAAGAGUUAUGUGACUAUGAUGGACCCAAUCCAAGAAGCCUAUGGGAAUGUGAUGACAAGUCUCUUAUUUAUCCCACCAUUGAUUGCUGACAUCUUUUGGUUUGCAGCUAUCCUUGCUUCUUUGGGAGCAACCAUAAAGGUCAUUUUGGAUAUCGAAGGAUAUUUAGCCAUCAUUUUCUCUGCAUGCACAGUUAUCAUCUACACUUUGCUAGGAGGCCUGUACUCAGUUGCAUAUACAGAUGUCGUGCAACUGAUUUUUAUAACAGUCAGCCUGAGUAUUUGUAUCCCUUUUGCUAUGGUAAACUCUGCAACAGAAAGCAUUGCUUAUACCGCUUCCCACCAUUUGUUUCAAGCACCUUGGAUCGGAAAUGUAGAAGUGCAGUAUUUGGGAAGGUGGCUGGAUGACUUUUUAUAUUUGGUUCUUGGUGCCAUCCCAUGGCAAACCUAUUUCCAGCGGGUUCUCUCAGCGUCUUCAACAAAACAAGCCAGGCUCAUCUCCUAUCUUUCUGGACUGGGCUGCUUUGCUUUGGCCAUCCCUUCCGUGCUCAUUGGGGCUGUUGCUGCCUCCACAGACUGGAAUCAGACAGAUUAUGGCCUUCCUGCUCCUAGAGAGAGAGGAGAGUCUGCCCUCAUCCUCCCACUAGUUCUCCACUAUCUCUGCCCCAUGUAUGUUUCCAUUGGUGGCCUGGGUGCCAUUGCAGCUGCCGUCAUGUCUUCUGGCGAUUCUGCCUUGCUUUCUGCCAGCUCCAUUUUUGCACACAACAUCUACAGAAAAGUUCUCAGGAAAAAGCUUCAUUGGACACCAGCUGACACUGAGUGGAAGAAAGGUCUUUGCCUCAUUGAAGUCUUCCAAAACAGUUCUACACACAAGACUUAA